AUGAAUCACCGCGCGGCGCGGCGCGCGCGAGGGGUUCGACGGGCGUAUAGGAAUUUAAUCACCAAGGUACACCCGGAUAAGGGUGGGGACGCGGAGGCGUUCGCGAACAUUCAACGCGCGUACGACGUGCUGAGCGACGACGCCAAGCGCGAGCGCUACGACGAGACGGGUACGUUUGAAAAGACGGUCGAGGAGGAACUCCUGGAUGAAUUCGGUGGCGGCGUUUUCAGGGAUAAACUCAAGGAGGAGCAAGAGCGCAAGGAAUCCCUCGCGGAGGCGAUCGUGAAGACGGAGCGCGAUAAGGGGUCGCACACGGCGGGGUUCGAGGCGUGGCUUCGAGCGCGCGGUCCCGACGCGAGCAAAACCUUGGGCGUAGACGACAUGAUCGAUCGAUUCGGCGUGAACAAGGGUUCGUACGAUGAAGUUAUUUUACCGAAGAUUCGAGCCUAUCGCGUCGGCGCGUCCGCGCCAGGGAAGUUUGAGCUGAGCUCGGAGGCGAUUCCGCCCACGCUCGAGUGGGGCGAGGUCCUCGUGAACAUCCGCGUGGCGCCGAUCAAUCCCGCGGACGUCGACGCGAGCGCGAUGGCGAAGCGCGGGAAGUUCCCGUACAUCGCCGGUUCCGACGGCGUCGCCACGGUCGUGAAAGUCGGCGCCGGGGUGAAAUCUCUGAACGAAGGAGACUGGGUGUUUCCGUACGCCGGCGAUCUCGGAACCUGGCGCUCGCUCGCGGUUUGGAAAGAGAAGGAUCUGAUCAAGAUUCCCUCGGACAUUCUCCCGUUCGAACACGCGGCGAUGAUUCGCGAGAUGUGCGUCGCGUAUCGCCUGCUCGAGGAUUUCGGAAGCCUCAAGCCCGGAGACGCGGUCGUUCUCAACGCGGCGACGUCCACCGUCGGCCAGUGCGUCGUGCAGCUGUGCUCGAUGCUCAAGUUACGAGCGAUCGCGAUCGUGCGCGAACGCAAGGAUUUCGAAAAGACGGAGGCUUGGUUGAAGUCGCUCGGUGCUUCCGAAGUGCUCAAGGACGAGGGAUCGCUCGCGCGCGAGUUGACGUCGAGGAACUUAUUCGCCAAGCCGCGCUUGGCGCUCGACGCCGUCGGCGGCGCCUCCGCGGUGCGUCUCGCCGAGUCGCUCCAAACCGGAUGCCCACUCAUCGUGUACGGUAACAUGAGCGGCAUGGCGGCGACGUUCCCUUGGAGCGCUUGGACGCAAAACGCCCUCAUCGUCCGCGGAUUUUCGCUCAGACAGUGGAUGAGCGAUCACAAGAAGAAGGUGCCCAAGAUGCUCGAGACGCUCGGCAAGCUCUCGCGCGCCGACAAGCUCGCGAUUCAAUACACCGAUUACGAGCUCGCAUCCGAGUUCGAGGAGGCGCUCGAGCAUGCGCGUGAAGAUUUCAAAUCCACGAAAAUCUUACUUCGCGUGAACGACAUCGGAACGACGUACGACGGCGCCGGCGGCGCGGCGCCGCCCGCGUGA
This is a messenger RNA of Ostreococcus tauri, 1470 nucleotides long. RefSeq names its product Alcohol dehydrogenase superfamily, zinc-type. The coding region runs from base 1 to 1470 and encodes 489 amino acids. NCBI's taxonomy places the organism in Eukaryota, Viridiplantae, Chlorophyta, Mamiellophyceae, Mamiellales, Bathycoccaceae. The record is from RefSeq and is a predicted model, not a curated record. The transcript is spliced from 2 exons. Gene Ontology annotation, molecular function: trans-2-enoyl-CoA reductase (NADPH) activity. Gene Ontology annotation, cellular component: mitochondrion. Gene Ontology annotation, biological process: fatty acid metabolic process.